This is a messenger RNA of Cicer arietinum (chickpea), 1811 nucleotides long. RefSeq names its product protein JINGUBANG. NCBI's taxonomy places the organism in Eukaryota, Viridiplantae, Streptophyta, Magnoliopsida, Fabales, Fabaceae. Gene Ontology annotation, molecular function: protein binding. The record is from RefSeq and is a predicted model, not a curated record.
AUUACUUUUUGCCCAAUCAAUUAAUUAAUCAAAGUCUUCUUCAUUUUCUUUGUUUGCAUUUUCCAUUGGUUGCGCUGCUCCUGGUGUCUGAAUCGGUGAAUGAGGAACAAACAAACACCGUGAAUGAUAGUGAGAGAAGAGACAAAAGGAGACAUCAUGUUCAGCGACAACAAGAACAAAAACAAUGGCAACAAAAACAACAACAACAACACCAAUAUUCCUCGUCCUCAGUUCAUGCAAUCAGAACCUAGACUUUCCACGACAGAUGCUUUAACCGACACGAUGCGUAGCAGCAGCGCCGCCUCCCCCAUGAGCCCUUACAACUAUGACUCCGGAAGGUUAAGUGGUGAUAGCUCACCAAUGAUGAUGUCACCAUGGAAUCAAUCAAAAAGUUCUCCAUUCUCGAAACCGCAAUGGUCAGAAUGCGAAGAAGCCGUUCCACAAAACUCAAUAAUCGGUUCUCUGGUUCGCGAAGAAGGUCACAUAUAUUCAUUAGCAGCUUCUGGCGACUUAUUAUACACCGGCUCCGACAGCAAGAAUAUUCGCGUUUGGAAGAAUCUUCAAGAGUAUUGCGGAUUCAAAUCCAACAGCGGAUUGGUGAAAGCAAUUAUAAUCUCCGGUCAAAAAAUCUUCACCGGUCACCAAGACGGUAAAAUUAGGGUUUGGAAAGUUUCAAUCAAGAACCCUAGCGUUCACAAACGCGCUGGAACGUUACCAACGCUGAAAGACAUUUUCAAAAGCUCGAUUAAACCAAGCAAUUACGUCGAAGUUCGUAAACACCGCACCGCGUUAUGGAUCAAACAUUCCGACGCCGUUUCGUGUCUCAGUCUCUCACCUGAUAAAAACUAUCUCUACUCUGCUUCUUGGGAUCGAACAAUAAAGGUUUGGAGAAUCGCCGAUUCGAAAUGUUUGGAAUCGAUUACCUCACACGAAGACGCGGUGAAUUCCGUCGUUUGCGGAAACGACGGAGUGGUUUUCUCCGGUUCCGCUGACGGUACAGUGAAAGUGUGGCGAAGGGAGUCACGUGGGAAAGGAACUAAACACGUGCCGGUUAAAACGCUUUUAAAACAAGAAUGUGCGGUUACGGCUUUAGCGGUGGAGCCCACAGGUUCAAUGGUGUAUUGUGGUGCGUCUGAUGGGUUAGUUAAUUUUUGGGAACGUGAUAAGCAAUUUGCGCACGGUGGGGUCCUCAAAGGUCAUAAACUUGCUGUUUUGUGUUUAUCUGCGGCAGGAACGUUGGUUUUCAGUGGCUCGGCUGAUAAGACAAUAUGCGUGUGGAGAAGAGACGGUGUUAUUCAUACGUGUGUUUCUGUUUUAACGGGACAUGACGGUCCUGUUAAAUGUUUAGCGGUGGAACAUGACCGUGAAUCUGAUGCUAGAGGUGAACAGCGGUGGAUUUUGUAUAGUGGAAGUUUGGAUAAAUCGGUUAAGGUUUGGAGUGUUUCUGAGAGUCUGCAGCAUAAUCGUAUGACUUCUGAUGUGGACUCGUUGCCUUCUGAAUCCGAUAGCAGUUAUUCUUCGGGUCGGGCCGGUAACAAAAAGAGGAAUUGAACUGAUCCAGUCUGAGUCAUAAUUAUUUGGGCCUAAUUUGGGUUUGUUUGGCCCAUUCUGAUGCUACUGCCACGUCUCUUUGCGGGAUGAUUGUGUUGUUGUUUUUUUUUCUUCUCUCUCGCUAAUAUGUAUAAUUUUUUGUUUGUUAUCAGACUUUGAUUGAUCGUUUUUGCAACGCUGGGACAGGCAAGUUGGAAAAUGAUGAUAUUAAUGUAAUGUAAAGUAAUAUAAUUUGUGAAUGUAAAAAUGGUUUUGAUGUA